This is a messenger RNA of Fraxinus pennsylvanica, 372 nucleotides long. The record is from the annotation of a GenBank genome assembly. NCBI's taxonomy places the organism in Eukaryota, Viridiplantae, Streptophyta, Magnoliopsida, Lamiales, Oleaceae.
AUGCCACGUGAACUAACAUCACAUGUAGGUGCAAAAGACUUGUCCUCUAUGCCUGCUCCAAGGAAGUUGAUCCGGCCAUCCCCUGCUGUAAUUCCACCAACCCCUCCCAAGAAUGUGCCGCCACCACCUCCUCCCAAGAGAAUGCCUCCACCCCCUCUCAAGAGCAUGCCUCCACCGCUGCCUCCGCCGAAGUUCAACUCAACUCCUAAAAUUCAUGAGACCAACAGCAAUCUGCACAACUCAAAAUCCGAACCCAUCCCUGAUACUUUAAUCAAGCUUAUGGAAUAUGGAGAUGACGACGACGACGAGGAAACCAUCGGGGAGCCCUCUAAAAGCCUUUCAAGUGCACCUAAACCUUUCUGGGCUUCCUGA